Dryobates pubescens (Downy woodpecker) is the source of this 5647-nucleotide messenger RNA. RefSeq names its product ATP binding cassette subfamily C member 10 (gene ABCC10). The transcript has 22 exons. Gene Ontology annotation, molecular function: ATP binding; ATP hydrolysis activity; ABC-type transporter activity. Gene Ontology annotation, cellular component: membrane. The record is from RefSeq and is a predicted model, not a curated record. Bases 536 to 5152 code for a protein of 1538 amino acids. Lineage: Eukaryota; Metazoa; Chordata; Aves; Piciformes; Picidae. Gene Ontology annotation, biological process: transmembrane transport.
AUGCGCGCACUCGGCUAUGCCAUCCUGUUUGCCUGCCCUCCCAGGCUUCCCGCCGUGCUCUCUCAGCCCACCCGUUUGGUAGAACGGGCAGGGGCAAAGGCGGUGGGAGAGAGGGAGUACCGCCUUUGCAUCUGAGGAGGCCGUGGGAGUCCUCCGGCUCCCAGAGGCUGAGAGCCGAAGCCGAGGGGCGGGCCUUGCCGCAGCUUGGUGUACUUGCGGAGACAGCAACAGCCUCUAAGUUGAACCCGAAAGCAGAAGAGCUUUUUAUGGUUGGUUUCUUUUCCCUCGAUGUUCUGUGGAGCUUGCCGGUAUGGAUGUUUUCCUUAAGUAGAAGUGUGUUUAAGGGCAAUCCUUGGCCACUCGAUGAAGCCAUGCUGGUGUGAGCCUCCAGCUCGGAAAAUUCUGAACAAGUUUCCUUGCUUUGGCUGCCAGAAGCUGGGAUGACACGAUAAGGAGGAAUUGUUUUCUGUCUUUUAUCUUCACCUGAGUACCCGCUACUGAAAUCCUGCCUUUCAUACUCAAUUCCCAACAAAGGAUGGAGAGCAUCCUGGCUGAUUUGUGUGGGACCAACCCGGAUAAUCCACUCCCUGUGUGGGUUCAUGGCAGCAUUGGCCAUUGCUUUAAUCAGCUGACAUUAAAUGUGAUUCCUCAUGCAAUACUUGCAGUGGUUAGUGCCUGCUUCCUUGGCACUCCAAGAUCUGGCUCCAGGGUGCCUUGCAGGCCAAGCUGGGGAUGCAGAAUUGCUGCCUCCUUCACACUUGCUGUCUUAUUCCUUGCUGAUACCAUUCCAGCCACCAUUUCUCAGCAAGAGUUGGGCCCUCUAUACCUGGAAGUGCUGGUAAAUGGCACUGCCACCCUGACGUGGUUCACGCAUGGCCUUGCUCUUCUCAUGCUCUUCAGAUCCAUUCAUGGCUUUACGAAGGGCCCAGUGGCCCUGGCUUUCCUUGCUCUUUUAUCCAUACCUUCCCUCAUCAUAAAACUAGUAUGGUACUACCACAAGACAGCUUGGUCUCCUGCCCACCCUGCUGCCUCCUCCAGGUUCGCCAUUCUCUGUCUGCAGCUGGCCUCUCUGCUUGUCUAUGUGAUUGGCUACCUCUUCCCCACCACUAGCAGGCAAGAAUUCCUCUCCAUCAAUCACUCCUGGCAUGAAGACCAGCUCAUCUCCGAGCCAGGAAUACCAGUGCCUGAUCAGCAGAGAGUGGCAGAAGAUGGUGAGAGCUGGCUUUCACGCUUCUUUUACAUUUGGAUGAACCCUCUUAUGAAACAUGGCUAUCAGGGCAAGCUGAAGCAGCCACAGGAUGUCUAUGUGCUUCCUCGCCAGCUCCAGGCUGCCAGUGUCUGUGAUUGUUUCUACUCUUGCUGGCAGAAGAAGGCAGCUCUCCCCCAAGUAGAGGAAGAGACUGUCUCUCUUACUAGCCCAAUCAUUGCCAGAGGUGAUGGGAGUAGCAAUGCCCCAGACAGCCUUCAGCACGCCCAGAAGCCUGUGCGACUCUUCUCAGUCCUGCAUGCAGCAUUUGGACUUCGUUUCUACUCCCUUGGACUUCUCAAGCUGGCUGGCAACCUGCUAGGUUUCUCAGGCCCUCUGCUUCUGAACCUGCUGGUGAAUUUCAUGGAGUCACAGCAAGAGCCCCUGAGCCAUGGAGUACUUUAUGCUCUUGGACUCUUUGCUGGCUCCUUUUUGGGUGCUCUCUUCCGCAACCAGUUCACCUAUGAGGUGAACAAGGUGACACUGAUGGUGCGAGCUGCCAUAAUCUCUGCCAUCUACCGCAAGGCUCUGCGUGUCAGCAGCAGCAGUCUUACCCGAUUCACUCUGGGGGAAAUUGUCAACUUCAUGAGCACAGAUGCUGCUAGGUUGGUCAACUUCUGUAUCAGCUUCCACGAAGUGUGGAGCAUGCCUUUCCAGUUUGCCAUUACCCUCUACCUCCUCUAUGAGCAAGUAGGGAUAGCCUUUUUGGGAGGCGUGGCCCUGACACUGCUGCUUGUGCCCAUCAACAAGAUUAUAGCUAACCGCAUCCUGAUGAACAACAAGGAGAUGCUGAAACAUAAGGAUGCACGGGUCAAGCUAAUGACAGAGUUCCUGUCUGGCAUCCGUGUGAUCAAGUUUUACACCUGGGAGAAGCAUUUCAGCACCAGGAUAAAUGCCUGCCGAGCUAAAGAGCUGCAGAAAUUACGAGCUGUCCAGUACUUGGAUGCUGUGUGUGUGUAUCUGUGGGCAGCACUGCCUGUUCUUGUCUCCAUUGCCAUCUUCAUCACUUAUGUCCUGUUGGGUCAUCCGCUCACAGCCACAAAAGUGUUCACAGCACUGGCCCUUGUUGGGAUGCUUAUUCUUCCUCUCAAUAGCUUCCCAUGGGUGUUGAAUGCAAUCUUGGAAGCCAAAGUUUCCCUGGAUCGAAUCCAACGUUUCCUUGAGCUUGUAGACCAGGACCUGGAAGCUUAUUACGCCCUAGAUGUCCCUUCAGGUACUGCUGCUGCCAUGGAGAUUCAGUGUGCAGCCUUCUCAUGGACACCAGUUGAGGAGGAAAGCACCAGGCAGCCCUUAUCCGCAGGCACUCUGCAACUGCACAUUGAGAACCUGUCAGUGGAAAAGGGGAUGCUCCUGGGAGUUGUUGGGAGAAUCGGCUCUGGCAAAAGCUCUCUGCUUGCAGCCAUCACUGGAGAGCUCAUUAAACAAGGUGGACGAGUGUAUAUUUGUGACCUGGAGCGGGGAUUUGGUCUGGCUGCACAGGAGCCUUGGAUACAGUCUACUACUGUCCGUGAGAACAUCCUUUUUGGGCAGGAAUAUGAUGCCAGGCUCUACAAGGAGGUGGUGGAGGCCUGCGCCCUCUCUGAUGACCUAAACAUUUUACCAGCAGGUGACCAGACAGAGGUGGGUGAAAAUGGUGUGACACUCAGUGGGGGACAGAAGGCUCGAAUAGCCCUUGCCAGGGCUGUUUACCAGGAGAAAGAGCUUUACCUCCUUGAUGAUCCCCUGGCUGCUGUUGAUGCAGAAGUAGCCAACCAUCUCAUGCAGAAAUGCAUUCUCGGAGUUCUCAAACACAAGACCAGGAUCCUUUGUACCCACAGGACAGAGUUUCUGAAGAAAGCUGAUGCCUUGCUGUUAAUAGACAAUGGCAGGAUAGUUAAGACAGGCACUCCAGCUGACAUCCUGCCACUUGUGGAAGCCUUCCCCAAGUCCAAGGAUAUGGACAAGAGAGAGGAGGAGAAAGCCCAUGAUGAACAGGGCCAAGAAGUGGCUGUAGAAACAGAGGCAAAAGAGUCAACACAAAACAAUCAUCUCAUCCACAAGGAGGAAGAGAAGAAGGAAGGGGCAGUGGCUUUUGAGGUGUACAAAGCAUAUUGGCUAGCAGUGGGCAGCUGCUUGGCAUUAUCCAUCCUUUUGUCACUCUUCCUGAUGCAAGCAUCCAGAAAUAUUUCAGACUGGUGGCUAUCACACUGGAUCUCCAGCAUAUCCCAGACAGCAAAUACCUCUGCGAUGGUCUGCUCAGCUUCUCUUCCUUCCCCACACCUGCUUCUCUUCUCUGUUGCUGGCCUCGUCUCCCCCAUUCAAGCUCUGGACACCACUCCAGCCCCUUCCAAUGGCUCACUGGAUGUGAAUUUCUAUCUGAUAGUUUAUGGGAGCAUUGCAGGAGCCAACUCCUUCUUCACCAUUCUUCGAGCCUUCCUCUUUGCUUAUGGCAGUCUCCGUGCUGCCGCUGUUAUUCACAACCGACUGCUCCAGAGGGUUAUAAAGGCCACAGUCACAUUCUUUGACACCACACCAACAGGACGGAUCCUGAACCGCUUCUCCUCAGACCUGUACUGCGUGGAUGACAACCUGCCAUUUAUGCUCAACAUCUUGCUGGCCAACAUGUAUGGGCUCUUGGGCAUGCUGGUGAUAGUCACCUAUGGCCUCCCAUGGAUUGGUCUGGUCUUACUCCCUCUGGCUGCCCUCUACUACUCCAUCCAGCGCUAUUACCGGUGUACAUCGCGGGAGCUCAAGCGCCUUUACAGUGUCACCCUGUCUCCCAUUUACACUCACUUCUCAGAGACUCUCUCAGGACUGUGCAGCAUCAGAGCCAUGCGGGCAACAGAGAGGUUUGAGUUGGAGAAUCACCUGCGCCUGGAGCAGAACCAGCGCUGCCUCUUUGUCAGCAACACAGCAGCGCAGUGGCUGGACAUCCGCUUGCAGAUGAUUGGGGUCGCUGUGAUUACUGCUAUUGCAGGAAUUGCCAUUAUCCAGCACCAGAAGCAACUGGGAAAUCCAGGACUUGUGGGCCUUUCACUCUCAUACGCCCUAUCUGUCACAAACCUGCUCUCAGAUCUUAUUUCGAGCUUCACUCUGACAGAGACCAUGAUGGUGAGUGUGGAGCGAACAGAGGAAUACACCACAAACAUUCCCACAGAGCCCCAGGAUAAACUGAUCCAGGUUGCUGCUGACUGGCCAAGCCAGGGGCUUGUGGAAUUCCAGCAAGUAGAGCUGGCAUACCGAGAGGGCUUGCCUAAUGCACUUGAUGGCGUGAGCUUCACCAUUUACCCUGGAGAGAAGGUGGGGAUCGUAGGUCGCACAGGAUCUGGAAAAUCCACCCUUUUCUUGGCUCUUUUCCGCAUGCUGGAGCUGAAGUCGGGCCGGAUUCUCCUGGAUGGUGUUGACAGCCACCUUGUGGGCUUGGAGGAACUGAGAUCUAGGCUGGCAAUCAUCCCCCAGGAUCCAUUUUUGUUCAGUGGCUCAAUCCGAGAGAACCUGGACCCCCAAGGGAAAAGGACAGAUGCUGAGCUCCGUGAGAUGCUAGAGCAAUGCCACCUGUGGGAUGCUGUUACUCAAAUGGGUGGAAUGGACAGUGAGGUGGGAGAGAGGGGAAAGAGUCUGUCUGUGGGACAGAGACAGCUGUUGUGUCUGGCAAGAGCCCUCCUGACACAGGCCAAGGUGCUGUGUAUCGAUGAGGCCACAGCCAACGUGGAUCAGAAGACAGACCAGCUGCUGCAGAAGACCAUCCGCCAGUGUUUUGCUGACAAAACUGUUCUGACAAUUGCUCACAGGCUGAACACCAUCUUGGACUCAGACCGUGUGCUAGUGAUGCAAGCUGGGAAAGUGGCAGAGCUGGAUUCACCCACCCACCUAAGCCAGAAAGAUGGCUCCUUGUUCCAGCGCCUCCUGCACAGUGGGCAGCAGUGACCUCCAUGUUGGGCUGGGCCCAGCCAGCCCUCCUGGCUGUGUACCUGACUUUCCUCUUGUUUCAUCCACCAGCCCUGUCCUUGCAGGGCCAGGAGCUGCUGAGGUGGGGGGUUAUUCUUUCCUGCAGACAGCAAUUGUGUGUCCUCAGGGAUGGGAGCAUGUCACUGUGGCUUUUCCUUUGGUAUGGAAGAUGGCACAUGGUGUUUAGGGCUGUGCAAGCCUAGCUGGAUGGGAUACUACUCCCCUCCAAGUCUCCCAUUUGAGACUAGAGGGGUUUUCUGUUCACUGAAGGAGAGUCUUCUAGUCUGAGGCUUAGCCUUAUAUGUGCAGUUUAAAGUGGAAAUAUAAUUCAGUAUUUCUAUGAUCCUUGUGAAGCUGCAUUAUUCAGGUCCCUCUUCCCUUUCCCUACUAGGCACAGACUUUGUGGUGUCCUCUCUGCACAAAAAUAACCCUAUCUUCUCCCCACUACUUUCAGAGGACAAUAACCUGUUGUAG